This is a messenger RNA of Erinaceus europaeus (western European hedgehog), 1812 nucleotides long. It is a transcript of the gene RPIA, whose product is annotated as ribose 5-phosphate isomerase A. Gene Ontology annotation, cellular component: intracellular membrane-bounded organelle. The coding region runs from base 46 to 984 and encodes 312 amino acids. The transcript is spliced from 9 exons. Lineage: Eukaryota; Metazoa; Chordata; Mammalia; Eulipotyphla; Erinaceidae. Gene Ontology annotation, biological process: D-ribose metabolic process; pentose-phosphate shunt, non-oxidative branch. The record is from RefSeq and is a predicted model, not a curated record. Gene Ontology annotation, molecular function: ribose-5-phosphate isomerase activity.
UAGGGGGCGGGACCCCCGGUGGGCAGGUUGGAGUGAGGCGUAGGGAUGCAGCACCCCGGGCCCUUCAGCACCCUCUACGGGCGGGUCCUGGCCCCGCUGCCAGGGCGGGCCGGGGGCGCGGCCUCAGGUGGAGGCGGGAACCGUUGGGGCGUCCUAGGUUCCCACGUGCAGCCUCCUGGGUGUUCGCAGUCCGGUACCUGCGGAGGCACAGGCAGCAGAAGCGCCGGCGGCGGGAACGCCAGCGCCUGCUGUGUGAGUCCCCCCUCCACGAUGUCGAAGGCGGAGGAGGCCAAGAAGUUGGCGGGCCGCGCGGCCGUGGAGAACCAUGUGAAAGAUAACCAAGUGCUGGGAAUUGGAAGUGGUUCUACAAUUGUUCAUGCUGUGCAACGAAUUGCUGAAAGAGUAAAGCAAGAGAAUCUGAACCUGGUCUGUAUUCCGACUUCAUUCCAGGCCCGUCAGCUCAUCCUGCAGCAUGGCUUAACUCUUAGUGACUUGGACCGACACCCAGAGAUUGACCUCGCCAUCGAUGGUGCUGAUGAAGUAGAUGCUGAUCUGAAUCUUAUCAAGGGUGGUGGAGGCUGCCUGACCCAGGAGAAGAUUGUGGCUGGUUAUGCUAGUCGAUUCAUCGUGAUUGCUGAUUUCAGGAAAGACUCAAAGAACCUUGGUGAUCAAUGGCACAAGGGGAUCCCCAUUGAGGUCAUCCCAAUGGCUUAUGUCCCAGUGAGCCGAGCUGUCACUCAGAAGUUUGGGGGUGUGGUUGAACUUCGAAUGGCCAUCAACAAGGCAGGUCCUGUGGUGACAGAUAAUGGGAAUUUUAUCCUGGAUUGGAAGUUUGACCGGGUGCACAAAUGGAAUGAAGUAAACACAACCAUCAAAAUGAUCCCAGGCGUGGUGGACACAGGCCUGUUCAUCAACAUGGCUGAGAGAGUCUACUUUGGGAUGCAGGAUGGCUCAGUGAACAUGAGGGAGAAGCCUUUCUGUUAACUCUGCAGGAGCUGAGUCUAUUCACCUGAUUCCCCAGCCCACAUCGAGGCGGACAUGCUUCCCCGGAGCCUUUGCCUUAAUGUCUCUGUGCUGUGGACAGCUGGUGGUAGCGGGUACUGGGGGCUAAACCCAGUCUAAUGAAGUAUUGUUAUUAAAUGUCUUUUUAAAGAGAGAAAUAUAAACAUAUAUAUUUUUAUUAUUAAAAAUACUCAUUUUAUAAAGUAAAACUUGAUUUCUUAUUUUAUAUGAAACAUUUACCAGGAAAAAAAAAGGUAGACUAUCUUUUUAAACUUUUUAACUUGGGUCUGCUGGUUAAGCUUCUGACAGUUAAGUUUGCUGAGAAAUGUAAAUUGAAAUUUUUCUUUAAAUUGGUGAAAUGAAGGGCCCAGCCAGCAGUGAUUUCCUGAUGCCUUACUGGAAAUAUUAGGAUUUGUUAUACUUUUCUGCCGUACUCUGUUUUGUUUUUAACCUUCCUUGACAUCACAAUAUCUAGUUACAUUUUUUUUCAGAUGAGGUUUACAAAACUGGUGAGUGGAGCUGUAUGUAGGGAAUCAGGAUCAUUAACUGUCAGGAGGAAUGUGAUUGCUCUUCUACUAAGAUAAUGGGAGUUCAUUUGGAUCCCGGUUGUUGGAAGUGAUUGACCAGAAAUACUUGCCAGUACUGCCAAAGCACUUCUGUGAAAUGUGAUGCACUUCUCAGUGAUUUCUUUUUUGUCCUUGCUGUUUUGUCUGUUCUUUUGUGUGUUCCAUCUGCACAGUUGGGCAUCAGGAGUUGUCCCCUCUUUAUAUUGUUUGAGGAUUGAAAUAAAACAAUUUGGUGCCAUCGUGA